This is a messenger RNA of Exophiala aquamarina CBS 119918, 1827 nucleotides long. RefSeq lists its product as uncharacterized. Bases 1 to 1827 code for a protein of 608 amino acids. Lineage: Eukaryota; Fungi; Ascomycota; Eurotiomycetes; Chaetothyriales; Herpotrichiellaceae. The record is from RefSeq and is a predicted model, not a curated record. The transcript is spliced from 5 exons.
AUGCUCGCCUACCUCGCCAGCACAGUAUUUCUUCUACUAGGAUGCUCCGCACGUCCUUCCUACAACUCGCUACCCUUUCCAACAUUUGACACUCGUCAGGUGACCACUGAUGGUGCGGGUCUCAAGGUUGAUCUAGGCUAUGCAAUCUACGAAGGAUAUAACAACGCAACCACAGGCUUGAAUGUCUGGAGGGGCAUCCGCUUUUCAGCUUCACCAACGGGAAGCUUGAGGUGGCAAGCACCCCAAGUUCCUCCUACGGAUCGUGAUGCAGUGAUCCCAGCCAACCAGCAUGGCCCUAUCUGUCCACAGAAUCAGAAUACUGGCUUGACUUUUGUCGCUCUGAACAGCACAGAUUCAAGUGAGGAUUGCCUUUUUCUGAAUGUCUACGCUCCGGCAAAUGCUUCUGGAUUACCGGUCUUGGUGUGGAUUCAUGGAGGAGGUUAUGGGCGUGGUAAUGGACGACAAGAUCUUUCUGCUCUAAUUAAUACUAACAAUGACUCUUUUGUCGGUGUCAGCAUUCAAUACCGACUCGGAGCUUUUGGUUUCCUCGCUGGUGACGAGGUUUACCGUAAAGGAAGCGUCAAUGCUGGGCUGCUGGACCAAAACUUUGGCCUUCAGUGGGUACAAAACUAUGUGCACCUUUUUGGAGGCGAUGCUGCCAAAGUGACAAUCUCUGGACAAUCCGCUGGUGGUGGAGCCGUCAUGCUCCAGGGCAUGGCAUACGGUGGCUCUCUUGGCCAGUCACUAUUUCGAAAUACUAUUGCAUCAUCGCCAUAUUUGCCCAUGCAGCACGGCUACAAAGACUGGCAACCGUCCCAAGCGUAUUAUGCCUUCGCAACCAUGGCUGGCUGCGCUCCUGAUCUUGCAUACGGCGCUCAUACAGGAACCAUUUUUGAUUGUCUUGUCAGUAAAGACACAGGCACGCUCCAAAACGCGAGUGCAACGUUGAGUGAGUCUGGGAAGUAUGGUACCUGGUGCUUUUUGCCAGUCACCGAUGGUACUUUUGUUCAAGAUCUACCUAGCCGUCAGCUCUUGCGAAAAGAACUGAAUGGACUUAAUCUACUGGCCAGCAAUAACGCUCUAGAAGGUCCAGCUUACACGCAGCCCAACAUCACUACCCAGGAAGACCUAGAGGAUUGGUUGCGGCUGACCUUCCCAUCGUUCUCCAAUGAUGACAUCGCAAAAGUGCUCUUGUACUAUCCAAGCUCUAAUGAUUCGGACAAUCCAAAUGCUCCAUUAUAUGCCUCUUCAGGAACAACUGAACCCAGCUUCAUCACCCAAAGCAGCGUUGCCACCGGCCAGCAGCAAAGAGCUUUCGCCAUCUAUUCGGAGACAACGUUUGUGUGUCCAUCCUACUGGCUCGCCGAGGCGUAUUCGGACCACGGACGAACCUCUUUCCGACAUCAAUACUCAGUCCCAAUCGCGCUUCACGGCAGCGAUAGUACGGCCUUCUUCGGGCCUCCUGCACCUAAUCAAAGUCCGGAUUUCGUGAACGCGGUGAUGCAAAUGUGGGGUAACUUCAUCUUGACAGACAAUCCCUCGAUCCCAGAUCUUGUGGCAAAUGGCGUCUCUACCAAUAACUCGGAGCCGAAUCCGGCGUCGAACUGGCCCCAGUACAAGGUCUCUGCGCCAUGUCAAUUGAAUUUGAAUCUCACGGGCGGAGAUCCAUUUCCAUUUAAUUUGUCUUACAUCAAGGCCAAUCUGACAGAGUAUGGUGGACCGGGCUUGAGGAACAAUAUCUCUCUGGUCAAUGCCUAUGCUUGGGAGGCGGGGAGGGGCUACAGGUGUGACAUGUGGCGCAAUUUGGGUGGGAUUGUUCCCGAGUAA